CCCCCCCCCCCGCCCCCCAAAUCCACUGCCUUUCCACCAUCUCCCUAAAGAGGCUCGAGCCCGGACGCCGCUCGCUGGCAGCAAUGCACCGCCGGGGAGUCGGGGCCGGCGCCAUCGCCAAGAAGAAGCUGGCCGAGGCCAAAUACAAGGAACGUGGGACAGUUUUGGCUGAAGACCAAUUAGUCCAGAUGUCCAAGCAGCUGGAUACAUUUAAAACUAACCUCGAAGAGUUUGCCAGCAAACACAAGCAAGAGAUCCGUAAAAACCCACAGUUCAGAGUCCAGUUCCAGGACAUGUGUGCAACGAUUGGGGUUGAUCCCCUAGCCUCUGGCAAAGGAUUCUGGUCAGAAAUGUUGGGUGUUGGAGAUUUUUACUACGAGCUUGGCGUUCAGAUUAUUGAAGUCUGUCUAGCCCUAAAGCACAGAAAUGGAGGGCUGAUAACACUGGAAGAACUUCACCAGCAAGUGCUCAAGGGGAGAGGAAAAUUUGCGCAAGACGUCAGCCAAGAUGACCUCAUCCGGGCAAUUAAGAAGUUGAAAGUUCUAGGAAACGGCUUUGGGAUCCUUCCUGUUGGUGGGACCUACCUGAUCCAGUCUGUGCCGGCUGAACUAAAUAUGGACCAUACGGUUGUGAUACAACUUGCUGAGAAAAAGGGGUACGUGACCAUCAGCGAGAUCAAGUCGAGUUUGAAGUGGGAGGCGGAACGGGCGAAGCAAGUUUUGGAUCACUUGCUGAAAGAGGGCAUGGCGUGGCUCGAUACACAAGCUCCAGUGGAACCACAGUACUGGCUACCUGCCCUCUUCACAGAGCUUUACUCUCAGGAAAUCACACCGGAAGAAGCGAAGGAAGCUUUGCCUUGACAGCCGAACAGGGGACUGAUUUAUCUGGACAUUUUCCUUUAAAUGGGAUGACACUUUUUGCAUUCACAUGAUAAAGCUGAGUCACAUCGAAUGCCUAUAUUCUCUCUCUCCUCCCGCCCCAAGUCUUUAGAAGAAAACGUCUGUGUUACCAAACACUGCCAAGCAGGUAUAUUUAACACUGAUUUUGGUGCUUCUGCACGAUGGAGAGACUAAUUUCGUUAGCAAGCUGUUAGUCCUCAUGACUGGAAAGGUGUGAAUGUGGGUUUUUCUUUCUCCUUGAAGACUUAGAAAGUGGAGAGGAUUGGAGUCAAUGUAUGUGUUGUAAGCGUCUCUCCCUCCUUUCCCCCAUUUCCUAAUUACAUCGUUGUAUACUUGAUUUAACUCUGUGUACACUGGUUGCCUUCCCUAGUAAGGGUUCCUUGUCUAUCUCGCAAUAAGGUGAGAGAACCCCAUCUUUAAAUGGUGAAACAGCCAAGAUUCUAUACUGUUCCUUACUGGGGCUUUGGGAAAGGGACCAAAUAAUUUUACUAUUCUGUACAUUCUCUCAUGCCCCAUUACAGUGUUGAAAUCGUCCUCAGUUUGUGUUUCUUAAAAAGCCAGUUUCUAGUCCUGUGAUGACGGAGCUUUAAAAUUAUUUGAAUUAUUGGAGUCUAGCAGCUCUAGAUGUAUUUUCAAAUUCUGUCAUCUUCACAACCGGGAAGACAAGAGGAUGGGGACAGGAAGAGAAUUGCUUGUACCUUUGUAAAGUGAAAUCUACUCACUUUUAUUCUUUGCAAAUGCAGUAAUGUGGAUUUCACGCAACUGCCUUAA
This is a messenger RNA of Podarcis raffonei (Aeolian wall lizard), 1670 nucleotides long. It is a transcript of the gene SNF8, whose product is annotated as SNF8 subunit of ESCRT-II. Bases 84 to 860 code for a protein of 258 amino acids. The record is from RefSeq and is a predicted model, not a curated record. Gene Ontology annotation, biological process: protein transport to vacuole involved in ubiquitin-dependent protein catabolic process via the multivesicular body sorting pathway. The transcript is spliced from 8 exons. Gene Ontology annotation, cellular component: ESCRT II complex. NCBI's taxonomy places the organism in Eukaryota, Metazoa, Chordata, Lepidosauria, Squamata, Lacertidae.